This is a messenger RNA of Prunus armeniaca (apricot), 873 nucleotides long. Lineage: Eukaryota; Viridiplantae; Streptophyta; Magnoliopsida; Rosales; Rosaceae. The record is from the annotation of a GenBank genome assembly.
AUGCGUUUCUCUGUUCCUCCUCGUCCGACUGAGAAGCGUGCCCGCUGCUCCUCCUCGUCCGACUUCGAUUCCGAAAUUGAAACUUGGUUUUUGGGUCAAGAAAGCAAGCGGGAAAAAAGGCAGAGGACCAUAGCUAAGAUUGACGAUAUUGACGUAGAUGGUGAUUUGAAGAAAAAUGGUCGUGGUGGUUAUGGUGGUAAAUUGGGCUUGAAGAAGAAACUAGAAGGUGGUUUGAUGAAGAAAGUGGACGGUGGCUUGGGUUCCAAGAAAAACAAAGUUGAUAACGGGCUGGGUUUGAAAAAGAAAUUUCAAGGUGGUUUGGGUUUGAACAAGGGAGUUGAAGGUGGUGAUCAUGGCCUUCUCUGUACGCCAUCAACUUCUUCUUGUGAGGUUUCUUCAUCCCAAGGUUGCAGUAGUUUCAUGAGUGGCUGUGAAACACCAGUCACAGUUCUACGCCCUCACCUCUGUCGUGCAUCUCCUGUCAAAGCCGCCUCUAAAUCUGAUCACGAGAUCAAUAAUGAUCUGUCUCCGAGAAGGGCGGCUAGGGUUGCAAUGUUGAAGGCUCGAUUUGCCAACACAAUCCUUAAAGCAGAACAUCACCAUGCUCUUUACACUACAACAAUUACCACCGAAGCCAAGAAUGCGAGGCUUGGAGCUGCAGAAGCAGAAAUUAUGAGAGCCAAUGAGUUCAUCAAAAAGCAGCGGCAGAGGGAUAGAGAAGCUGCUCGCCUUGCCCUCGAAGAGAUGGAGAAACAUGUGGUUAUUGAAGAUAACUUCAAAACCAUGAGAGACUUUCAUAUGUUAAUUUCUGGGGCCAAAAUGAUCGAUUUUGGUCGGUUACUGUUAGGUGAAAUUGUGUAUAGUGAUCACUGA